Mytilus californianus (California mussel) is the source of this 739-nucleotide messenger RNA. RefSeq names its product frataxin, mitochondrial-like. Gene Ontology annotation, cellular component: mitochondrion. Bases 41 to 616 code for a protein of 191 amino acids. The transcript is spliced from 5 exons. Gene Ontology annotation, biological process: iron incorporation into metallo-sulfur cluster; intracellular iron ion homeostasis. NCBI's taxonomy places the organism in Eukaryota, Metazoa, Mollusca, Bivalvia, Mytilida, Mytilidae. The record is from RefSeq and is a predicted model, not a curated record. Gene Ontology annotation, molecular function: iron chaperone activity; ferric iron binding; ferrous iron binding.
CUUCCGGUUUAACAGGUGCUUGCAGCUCUGUACAGCAAAUAUGUCAAAGCUGUUAAAACUAGGGGUUUUAAAGUAUUUUAAGCCUUCCAGUGUUUUUAUAGAAAAUUUAGCCAGAACUUCAUCCACAGCCACAAGAGUCUGUUCAUGUGGUUCAUAUGUACAAAACAUUAAAAGAAGACAGAAAGAACAACAGACAUACAGACAAAACACUCAAUUGUAUAGUUCAACAACAACUGACAGUUUGAACAACUCUGAAUUAUCAGUAAAUAAGUAUGAAGAAAUAUCAGAAGAAACAUUACAGUCCUUGUCUGACAAAUUUGACCUAUUAGCAGAAACUAAGGACUGUGAUCCUGAAUAUGAUGUAACAUAUGCGGAUGGUGUGUUAACAGUGAAGAUCAGUGAUAAAUGGGGAACGUAUGUGAUCAACAAACAGUCACCUAAUAAACAGAUCUGGUUAUCAUCUCCUAUUAGCGGUCCAAAAAGAUAUGAUUUUACAAAUGGUACUUGGAUUUAUUCUCACGAUGGAGGAGCGUUACACCAGUUAUUAACAGAAGAAAUAUCCCAAGCUCUGUCUAGUAACAUUGAUUUCAGUGACUGUGAAUACUCAAAUCGUUAAAAGGUGGUAUAGAUUGUUAUGUUUUCAUUUAUAUGUUUGUUAUUGCAUGCAGGUGUGAUAUCAUGUUAUUUUGUUAUUUUUUACAUCCGAAUGAUAUGAAAUAAAAUCUACUAAUUUAAAAUU